Molecule: messenger RNA, 306 nt
Organism: Suillus fuscotomentosus
Lineage: Eukaryota; Fungi; Basidiomycota; Agaricomycetes; Boletales; Suillaceae
Exons: 2
Source: RefSeq, a predicted model, not a curated record
UAUUGUAAAUGGCGCAAGGCUAACAAAUUCAAAUCUAUGCUGACUCUAGAUGUGAAGGAACAAAAAAAUGCAGCCAUGGUCACGAGUGCACAGCAGGGCAGUCUUGAUCCUCAUCUUCAUGAGGUUCAACUAGGCAAACAUGUUCUCCCAUAUUCUGACAAGCUUUUUCGUGAAGCCACAAUCAAGUGGUUGACAUCUACUAACCAGCCAAUUCAAGCAGUUGAUCAUCUGAGCUUUAAGAAAAUGAUUGACACUGCUUCGUGGGCCACAAUGGGUGUCCUCAUACCAAAUCGAAAGGCAACAUGA